Messenger RNA from Hypomesus transpacificus, 1541 nucleotides. It is a transcript of the gene tm2d2, whose product is annotated as TM2 domain containing 2. NCBI's taxonomy places the organism in Eukaryota, Metazoa, Chordata, Actinopteri, Osmeriformes, Osmeridae. The record is from RefSeq and is a predicted model, not a curated record. The transcript is spliced from 4 exons. Bases 243 to 929 code for a protein of 228 amino acids.
GUCAUAUUAAAUGGACGGAACACCGACACAACGCUAGCUGGACAAAUACAACGCAAUGUUGGUCUUCACAUCGACGGGAUAAUAUACGGGAGUGCAAGCAAAAUCAAAUGUAUUCAUUGCGACAAUUUUGUUUAUCAGACUAGCCAAAACAAGAUUAGGUAGAGCUAGCUAACAGGGCAAGUAGUAGCGCUGUUGUACGGCUUGCUACUACCUACCUGUACCAGUUAGCUGGACUCAAUAAAAUGGCUAUGAUCUCAGUUAAUUACAUUCUUCUUAGCGGGCAAGUUCUUUUGCUGCUGACAGUGUUGCUCUUGCAGUGUUUGGAAGGAAUUCACUCCCAGAAUUCAUCAGAAAUUCCCGGACAGAGAGUAACCACAGCCGCGUUCAAUGAACAGCCGCAGGACAAUGUGACAUAUCAGUAUCAUGUCACACCCGUUAGCGUUGGUUCAGUGAAUUAUUCAGAUCAGUAUGAAUACAGGCCUCCGUCUCCAGUUGUCCUCUGCAAAUACCUACCAGAGGAGUUCAUAUCGUGUGAAGAUCCCGUGGACCAUGCAGGAAACAGCACAGCUCUCCAGGAGUUGGGUCACGGCUGUAUUGGGUUUGGAGGCCAGGUGCACAAAGACGUGAACCACACAGAGGUCAUGUGCACGGCACUGGAGGACAUUGAGUGUGCUGGACCGAGAGAGUUUCUAAGAGGAAAUGUUCCUUGUAUCAAGUACACAGGCCACUAUUUUAUCACCACUCUGCUGUACUCCUUCUUCUUGGGCUGCUUUGGAGUGGACCGCUUCUGCCUGGGCCACACUGGCACUGCCGUGGGCAAGCUGCUGACCCUGGGAGGCCUGGGCAUCUGGUGGUUCGUCGACCUAAUUCUCCUCAUCACAGGGGGGCUAAUGCCCAGUGACAACAGCAACUGGUGCACUUUCUACUGAGGUCAGCCUAGCUGUCUCUACGAAGCCCCCUCCUCCCCCUAUGUGUGUAAAUUGAAAUUCUGUCUGUCGAGUUAUCUCAUUUACGCCUCCACACUGCGGUGGUUAAUAAGGCGAACAUUCUGUACCUUUUUUAAGGGUGCGUUGCUGUACCCUCCCAUUUACAGAAUGUGCUAGAUAUAUAAAAAGGUUUACAAUACAAAUUUGAACUGAAGACAAGUAUGUGCAUGUGGUCCUGGUUGAGGUAGUAACUCAUAGGCUAAUCUUGGUAAUUGGAAUACUAUUCUGUUUAAAAUACUGUCAUUAUGGUUCAGAUGUGUACAUAAGCCAAAUUGUAAAUUAUAUCUGUAUAUACCUGUUAAAGUUGUACAUAUGUUAAUGUAUUUGCCGCUUGUCUCACCUUUGCUUUUAAUUACAAAUUCUUCACAUUUUAAUAUUGCAUUAACCAAAAAUUAUUUAUACAGUCAGGUCACGCUGCCCUUUCACAAAUUCAGAUGUAUUUAUGUGAUUGUGAUGUUAAACAUGCAUACAGUGAGGUUAAAAUACUGCUUACAGCUUUCUGAAUUCUUGUACACAUUAAAUACCCCAUUCAUAUUAAAUGUUUUUUCGUUUCAA